Messenger RNA from Psylliodes chrysocephalus, 1411 nucleotides. Lineage: Eukaryota; Metazoa; Arthropoda; Insecta; Coleoptera; Chrysomelidae. The record is from the annotation of a GenBank genome assembly.
CCCGCCUAUGGUACAUGGAAGCCACCAAAUACCAAGAGCUUUCACUUGUCGCAAUUUUGCCUCUUCUUCAUGUAAACAAAGACGAUCGCUGCUGCUUAAUGUGUCUUCAGUUAACCGUAAGACUUCCUAGAACGUGGAAAGCAGUAGCACGAAUCCAACUGGUCUUUUUCCAUCGAAAAUCCCAACAAUUAAAAGAAAUAAUGAUGUGAAAAAUCGAAAUCCGUAUCGUGUUUUCAUGUUUUGAUCGUCGAAAAACGGAACUGAUGUCGACUCGACUGGAUCGUGGCAUUUUACUACUACAACGGUUCGUUUUUCUCGUGUUGAUUUUUUGUGUGAUAAAGGUGAAGACAGUGCCCAAUGAGAGACAAGCCCAGGAGCUGUUGCUGUUGGAUACUUUGGGGAAGCGGGGUAGCGUGUCGAUCAAAGAUGGGAAUCUUAUGGAAAUGUUGGGGAGAAUGAUACCACAGCAGUGUCGUUACAGAGGGGUAAAAUACGACUGCGGACUGAGCAUCAGUUGCGUUCUUGGUGGCGGAAGACCUUUGGAUUUGUGCUCCGGAGGAAUGAUUUGGGCCUGUUGCGUCGAUCGAGAAGUUUCCCAAACACCUUCGACUAGGCCGGAUGUAGGUGUAUUAAACAAUGCCAGUUGCGGGGAACUACAUACAAGGAGCAACAGGAUAGUCGGCGGCCAUGCCACAGGAUUCGGAUCGCAUCCAUGGCAAGUGGCUUUAAUUAAGACUGGAUUUUUAUCUAAGAAAUUAGCUUGCGGAGGAGCGCUGCUCAACGAACGAUGGAUAGUGACUGCAGCGCAUUGUGUUGCUACAACAGCCAAUGGCAACAUGCGAAUACGAUUGGGCGAAUGGGACGUUCGUGAUCAAGACGAAAAACUCGGAUACGAAGAGUAUACGGUGGAAAGAAAAGAAGUCCAUCCAUCUUACUCAGCGUCAGAUUUUAAAAACGACGUCGCCCUUGUAAAAUUAGAUAGAAACGUACGAUUCAAGCAGCACAUUCUGCCAGUUUGUUUGCCUUCGCCAACGAUAAAGUUGGUUGGAAGAAAAGCAACGGUGGCUGGUUGGGGACGUACCCGACACGGACAAGCUACAGUUCCAUCUACUUUACAAGAAGUCGAUGUAGAAGUGAUACCAAAUGAAAGAUGCCAAAGAUGGUUUAGAGCGGCGGGACGACGGGAAAUUAUCCACGACGUUUUUCUUUGCGCUGGAUACAAAGAGGGAGGCAGAGAUUCCUGUCAAGGAGAUUCCGGAGGGCCUUUAACUCUGACUAUAGAAGGACGAAAGACUUUGAUAGGUCUGGUUUCGUGGGGUAUUGGAUGCGGAAGAGAACAUCUACCGGGAGUGUAUACUAAUAUUCAAAAAUUCGUGCCUUGGAUGGACAAAGUUAUGAACGGUUAAUCGUA